UUCAUUUUGGUCCGAACCCAUUGAGAUUUGAGAGUCUUUCUCUCCUCUCUUUUCCUCUCCGUACGUGUUUUCUUCACAAGAACUAUGGAGCUGGGUUUGAGCUUAGGUGAGGCACCAAAACCGUUUGGUUUCCUAGAAAAACCUCGUGACCAGGUAAUCAACAACAGCAACAACAAUAACAACAAAGGUUCAGGGUUUUGCAUGGCCUUAUCGAUCGGUCCGUGUUCAAGUACUGGUAAGGAAAAUGAUCAGAACCAAGCAGAUGAACAAGGAAAAGAAAGACAGCACCAGAGAGAUGAUGCAGAGGUUGAAAACGGUCCAAGUGUUUCCACUGGUUCUCCUCCAGUUCAGCUUGAUCUUCUUCCUCGCACCCCAGUUCCGCGUAGCCAUGGAUUCCCUUGGAUUUCUUCUGAAAACGGUUGUUCAGAAGCUGGUGUUGGAUUGGAUGUGAAUAGGGUACCGGCGGCGGUGGUGGUGCCGGCGGCAGAGGACGCCGAUGAAGGGGCUACGGCGGUGUCGUCUUCACCGAACUCCAACAGUGGGGGUUCAUCGUUUCAGAUGGAUAUAUGCUUGUAUAAUUACAGGAAUAAUGGAGGGAAUAACUACAAGAGAGAUCACUCUGAAGGUGAGGCAGAGAGGGCUUCUUCAAGAGCAAGUGAUGACGAUGAUGCUAAUGGAAGCACAAGGAAGAAGCUCAGGCUGUCUAAGGAACAAUCUGCUUUUCUUGAAGAAAGCUUCAAGGAACACAAUACCCUUAAUCCCAAGCAAAAACUAGCACUUGCUAAACAGCUUAAUCUUCGUCCUCGCCAAGUAGAAGUUUGGUUUCAGAACAGAAGAGCAAGGACAAAAUUGAAGCAAACAGAGGUGGACUGUGAGUAUUUGAAGAGAUGUUGUGAAACAUUGACAGAAGAAAACCGAAGGUUACACAAAGAGUUGCAAGAGUUGAGGGCUUUGAAGACUUCCAACCCAUUUUACAUGCAAUUACCAGCCACAACCCUCACCAUGUGCCCCUCCUGUGAGCGAGUAGCCACCACCACCACUAACUCAACGGCCACCCCCACCCCCACCAUCUCCACCACAAAUUCCAACGCCAAUGACUCAAAACCAGUGGGUUUUCCCAUUAAUAAGCAGCCAAGGUUCUAUCCAUUUUCUCAUACCCAAAACCAUCCCCACAAAUCUUCUGCAGCUUCUUGAAAGAGAGAUUUGUCAAAUAUAAUAAUAUACAUGGAGGAGAAGCAUCCAAAGCUCGUUUUGGUGUUUUGUAUAUAAACAAAAGCGUUUUUAAGAAAGUUGAUCAAAUAGGUUUUUGUUGAUUUGUUCAUGGGGUUGUUUUUCAUGUUUAUGGGGGAUUAUAGAAUUUGGUUGUCUUAUUGUUAUUUUAUUUUAUUUUUUCCUUCUCCAUCCCCAUCUGGUUAUUUCUUUCUGAUGAAUUUUGUGUCUGGUAGAAUCAGAGAGAAAAUAGUUUAGUGGAGAGUUCCUCUUUUUUGCCUAAUUUCUUACCCACCACCACCCCUUCUUUUUAUUGGGAAAAAAGAAUUUACAAGGAAAAUUUAUUUUUGUCUAUGGAAUUUUUAUUUGUUGUUAUGAUAUAUACUCAUAUAAUGAUAUUGAUUUUGUUGGGUAUA
This is a messenger RNA of Ziziphus jujuba (common jujube), 1625 nucleotides long. Its product is annotated as homeobox-leucine zipper protein HOX11. Bases 85 to 1194 code for a protein of 369 amino acids. Gene Ontology annotation, molecular function: sequence-specific DNA binding; DNA-binding transcription factor activity, RNA polymerase II-specific. The transcript has 4 exons. The record is from RefSeq and is a predicted model, not a curated record. Lineage: Eukaryota; Viridiplantae; Streptophyta; Magnoliopsida; Rosales; Rhamnaceae. Gene Ontology annotation, biological process: regulation of DNA-templated transcription.